Messenger RNA from Bactrocera oleae (olive fruit fly), 2708 nucleotides. The record is from RefSeq and is a predicted model, not a curated record. Lineage: Eukaryota; Metazoa; Arthropoda; Insecta; Diptera; Tephritidae.
AGUCAAUUUUUAUUAUUUUUUUUUUUCUUUCUUUGCCUAAGAAAGUGUUAUAUUUUAUAUCAUUCUUACAUCUAGCUAUGCUGCUGUUUAGUUAAUAGAAGAAAGCAAAAACAAAAAAUGCCAAUGUAAGCUGCAUUUGACCCACUUCUGUGCAGCACCCAUUUGCCACUUUGCCAGCAAUUCACGGUUGCAAUGCGCAGGUUGAGUGUCCGUCUAUGUCGACGAAUAGUGACACAAACACACCGACGAAUGCGCAUUGCCAUUGAAUUGGCUUGCCUUCGACUUUUCAUUUUCGCAGCGUCGGAAUGUAACGAUUGCCGGCUUUUGGCAUUUCUAAGUGUUCUUGUUAAGAAUUUUUGUUGAUUCUUCGCUAAUUAUUGUUGUCUUAAUUGCUUGUAGGCACUCGACAAUGUAUAAAUAAUAAAAUAAUAAUUUGUGUUGAAAAUAGCUAAAAAGGUAAACAAUUUAGAGAGUGAAAACGAAUAUACAUAUAUAAGAAUGUAUGUAUGUAUAUAUGUACGUCCACGUUUGCAGAUUCUUCGCUUCUACCUAAUUCUUUAUUUUUUAAAUUCUUCCACCUCUUUUCAUGAUAUAUUCGCUAUUUUUCGGCACAUGUUGCGCAACUUAUUACCUUUCAGCGCUAUUCAUUAUGAUAUUAGCAUAGAAUGAGUGCUUAAAAGUGCUGUGCUAAUAAACUUGAGAUCUCAAAACAGUUGACAAUUUGUGAAUUUAAGGGCGUGAAGUAUAAAUGUAUAAAGGCUUCAACUCAUACUAACAACAACUUCCAGCGCCAUAAAAAAGUUAACAGCACCAAUACCAACCACCAACCAUCAACCAAUACACACACACAAACACCAGGAAAGCGAACUUUAACAUCGAUACCAAAACAAAAUCAAACAGGAAGAGGCACAACAAAAACAAAGCCGAUAACAUGAAUCGCAUCAGUACUGCCGUCUAUCGCCAUUGGAAUGCUUCGCUAGCGAACAUCGCGCAGGCGAAUACCAGCCGUAGUUGUAGACUCUCGGCAGCAGCUUUCAUAAACGCCAAACGCGAAAUGUCCUCGUCAUCGUCGCAUAAUGCCGCCGCGUCGGACAAAUGUCUGUCGCUGGACAACAUAAAUCCACAAUUCAUUGAGUUGGAGUACGCUGUGCGUGGUCCACUAGUCAUACGUGCUGGACACAUUGAGAAGGAGUUGCAGCAGGGUGUGAAGAAACCUUUUGAUCAAGUAAUUCGCGCCAACAUUGGUGAUUGUCAUGCUAUGGGACAAAAGCCUAUUACGUUCCUGAGACAGCUGCUAGCGCUUACAUUGGAUACAAGUCUCUUCGACUCGCCCGACUACCCCGAGGAUGUGAAGAAGCGCGCCCGCAUCAUCUUGGACGGCUGCCAAGGUCAAUCAGUCGGCUCUUACACCGAUUCGGCUGGCAUCGAAGUGAUACGCCGUCAAGUGGCUAACUUCAUUGAGAAGCGUGAUGGCAUUCCAUCCAACUGGGAGAACAUUUACCUGACUGCUGGUGCUACACCGGGUAUCAAGAGCAUACUGUCGCUUGUGCGAGCUAAGGUUGGCGGCAAACGUCCCGGCGUGAUGGUGCCCAUACCACAAUAUCCACUUUACUCUGCCACCAUUUCCGAAUACGCUAUGAAUCGUAAUGGUUACUAUUUGAAUGAGGAGCAAAACUGGAGUUUGGAGGUGUCCGAACUGGAACGCGCCUACAAUGAAGCACGUAAGACGAGCGAACCACGUGCGCUGGUUGUCAUCAAUCCGGGCAAUCCCACCGGUCAGGUGUUGACACGUGAAAAUAUCAUUGAUGUUAUCAAAUUCGCACAUAAACACAAACUGCUGUUGCUGGCCGAUGAAGUGUAUCAGGCGAAUAUUUAUGAUCCCAACUCGAAGUUUUACUCCUUCAAGAGCGUAGCCUACGAAAUGGGUUCACCAUACAGAGAAAUGGAAUUGUGCAGCUUCUUGUCCACAUCGAAGGGUUAUCUGGGUGAAUGUGGCAUACGUGGUGGUUACAUGGAGGUGUUAAAUAUGUGCCCACAAGUUCAAGCUAUGCUUACGAAAUCAAUAACGGCGUCGUUGUGCAGCACCACUGCCGGUCAGGUGGCGGUGAGCGCUUUGGUUUACCCACCAGAGAAGGGUGAGCCCUCAUACGAGCAAUAUAUUGCUGAGAAGACCGCUGUUUUGAAUGCUCUUAAAGAGCGCGCCGAAUUGGUGUACAAAACAUUCAACAGCUUCGAAGGCUUCAAGGUGAAUGUGGUGCAAGGCGCUAUGUACGCUUUCCCACAAAUCGCUAUACCACCAAAGGCUAUAGCGGCAGCUAAGGCGAAGAACAUGCCACCCGACACUUUCUAUGCAUUUGAAUUGCUGGAAUCAACCGGCAUUUGCAUUGUUUCCGGCAGCGGUUUCGGCCAAAAGGAGGGCACAUAUCACUUCCGUACCACAAUUCUGCCACAAACCGACAAGCUGAAAAUCAUGUUGGACAAAUUCCAAACCUUCCACGCCGAUUUCAUGAAGAAAUACAAGUAAACUGUAUUUUGCGGCGAAAUAGGGCAGCCAAGUGAUAUACAAGAAAUACGAAGUGGAAUGUUGAGGCGUUGCACCAAAAUUACUAUUUGAUGGCGUUGUGUGUUUUGGACGAUUUGCGAUUGUUUUAUUGUGUUAUUUUCAACAUUUUUAUAAUAAAAAGUAAUUAGUAAGCGCUUAGACUAAA